This is a messenger RNA of Folsomia candida, 999 nucleotides long. RefSeq lists its product as uncharacterized. The transcript has 6 exons. Gene Ontology annotation, molecular function: odorant binding. NCBI's taxonomy places the organism in Eukaryota, Metazoa, Arthropoda, Collembola, Entomobryomorpha, Isotomidae. The record is from RefSeq and is a predicted model, not a curated record. The coding region runs from base 105 to 842 and encodes 245 amino acids.
UGCAUCAGCAAAAUCUGACAUUGAAUCGUUUGAUAUAAAACAAAACACUGGUCAAUAUUUUCCCCCAUUUGCUGAGGCUGUUUAACAAUAGCAAAGUCAGAAGAAUGUGUGCAAAAAUCAGACAAUUUUUCUCUCUUGUGGCAAUCAUCAUCUUGGUGACCAGCAGUGCACGAGCUGAAGAUGAGGAGGCAGGAGACGGAGAUGCACCACCAAAAUCUUGCUACAAAUAUACAACUGACUUUAUGAAAUCGACUACGCUGACUUUGUUGAAAUGUCUCGGAGAAAAAUUUAAGCCGAAGGACUUCAGCGAAUAUAUAACUCGGUCUUGGUGCAUCUUAAAAUGUGUUCUUAAAGAGAUGGGGACGCUAACCCCAGAUGGAAAAUUUGAUGAUAUUGCAAGUGCAUUUUACUUUGAAGAAAAUUUUUCUAGUGAAGUUCAACAAGGACUGUUGCCAAAUGUUCAGGGUUGCUUUGGAUUUUCAGAACAGUUAAAUGACAAGGAUUAUUUUUGCAAGACGUACGAACCUUUCAUUUCGUGUUUGGUGAAAGCAUUGAUCGCUCAAGUGUUGCCAUAUUCUAUCAACUGCUAUGUUGGUCCAGGACUCGCGAUCGUUCUCGAUGUACUUAAACACCUUGCUCCUGACCCCGUCCUGCAAAGUGACGCUAACGAGCUGAGCCGUCGCCUUAGAAGACCAAAACCUGUCCUUUGCUAUAACAAAGACUGUACACAAUUUUACAAAAUUGAAAAAAGCAACGGGACAUCUACAUUUAUUUUAUUUGACAAAAAUAUGACUGAGGUAACGAGGCAGCUUAGGAAACCAACGACAACCACAAGUUUAUAAGACAUUAUUGUAUGAAUGAAAAUGAAUAAUUUAUCCACGACGCUGACAAAGUUGUAACAUAAAGGAUCGUUUAUUUUCCUUUGUUCCAAUCGUGAUUACCAAAAAUAUUCACACGACAUUUUUCACUUGAAGACUAAAAAUAAAUAUACAAAUUCUA